UCAGAGUCAGCUGUGAAUUAUUGAUCAGGUACGUCUUUCAGAGCUGCAGACCAUGUCCUUUAGUGAAUCCAGAGUUAGUGCACACGAGAGAGGGGAAUGUGAUCUGCUGGAGAGGGAUUUAUGAGGGUGAAGGAAACCGUCUGUACAGACACAUCUGCUCUGUUUUAAACUCUUGUUGCUCCGGUGCCCCUGCUUUAACUUCCUGUAACACAACUCAAUGAGUAAACUGAGGAAGCACAUUCAGACCAAUCCAGACUGGUGAUCAUGGAAGAUCUUCUGCUGAUGGAUGGAGCCAGUCUCUGUUCAGACAUCACACCUGAGUGUUUGUGUGGAUCUGAACGAUUUCAAUCUGUGUCUUAAACCCUCGGUCUCGUUAGAAUGGUGUAAUACACACACACACACGUGCACUUUGAUUAUCUGGCGUCUGACUGUGACUCAAACUGCAUCUUUUGCUUUAGUUCUGAAAAUCAUAGAAAGUGAAGGCUUGCUUACUUUGACCUUUGGUUGAUUAUUUAUUUUUUUAGCACUAUUGAGAUUCACUGUGAAUUUAAAACUUCACUUUUUCAUUUAAGCAAGUGAAAAAUGAUUAGUUUUUAUUAUUAUUAUUAUUAUGUACCUAAUGAUGUAAUAAUAAACGAGAGGUUUGUUUUCACGAUGUUUGUAUGGAGUGAAGCAUGUAAUAUCCUGGACGGACAGACGUGUGACGCUUUCUUCAGGUCCUGAGGAUAAAACACAUCAUAACCUCGGUGUCUGUAACUAACAACGACUCUCUGUUUGAUAGAUCUUCAUAAUAAAAUUGAUAAUAAUGUACACAUUUAAUCAUGUGAUUCAUUUUCAUUUAUAGCCUCACAAUCAUUAACAAUCAUCAGUCUCUAACUAAUGGUUUAACUCUAAAUUUGUCUUUAAAAAUAAAGGUUCAAGCCUAACUUUUGAAUAAAACCAAAAAACUUGUGAACGGAAUUGCUGAACAUCAGCACAACUGUGGCUCUGAGGUUAAUUUUAAUCAAGAAUUAAAAUAAAAAGGACUGUCCAGUUAAUGUAGAUUGUUCAUUUAAUCUCCAACAAAAAUCGGUCCAAACAAGUCUGAGAAGAACUUCGAGACACCGAACCGAUUCUCGUGAACGAGUCGUAGUGAGUCGUUCCUCAGUGAUUCGCGGAGCAUCAUGGCGGACACUGAACCGAUUCUCGUGAACGAGUCGUGGUGAGUCGUUCCUCAGUGAUUCGCGGAGCAUCAUGGCGGACACUGAACCGAUUCUCGUGAACGAGUCGUGGUGAGUCGUUCCUCAGUGAUUCGCGGAGCAUCAUGGCGGACACUGAACCGAUUCUCGUGAACGAGUCGUGGUGAGUCGUUCCUCAGUGAUUCGCGGAGCAUCAUGGCGGACGCACACAGCAGCAGUAACCUCGUCCCGGUCUUGUUCUGCUUCUCGGAGCUCUCUCGGCCCUCGUCCGUGCCCCUGGGCUCUGGCUCUGAAGUACUGAUCCAGAAGUUCCUGUCCAUCUACGGCCAUCAGAUCGACGUCCACCGUAAGCUGGUGCUCCAGUGUUUCUCGGAGGAAUGGGGUCAGUACGUAGAUCUAGCGAAGGGCUUCACGGUCACCGAGAGAUGUCGACUGAGACUCGUGCCCCUGCAGAUGCAUAUCACCACACUGGGGAACCUCUCGCCCGCCAGCACCGUCUUCUUCUGCUGUGACAUGCAGGAGCGCUUCAGACCUGCCAUCAAGUACUUCGGGGACAUCAUCAGUGUGGGCCAGAGGCUGCUGCAGGGGGCUCGUAUUCUGGGGAUCCCUGUGGUGGUGUCCGAGCAGUAUCCUAAAGGUCUGGGCAGCACAGUGCAGGAAAUGGAUCUGACUGGGGCCAAAUUAGUUUUUCCCAAAACCAAGUUCUCCAUGGUGCUUCCGGAGGUGGAGGCGGCACUGGCUGAGAUCCCAGGAGUCCGCAGUGUGGUGCUCUUCGGAGUCGAGACGCACGUGUGCAUUCAGCAGACCGCUCUGGAUCUGAUCGGAAGAGGCUUUGAAGUGCACAUUGUUGCUGAUGCUACGUCCUCCAGAAGCAUGAUGGACCGGAUGUUUGCACUCGAGCGUCUGGCGCGCGUGGGAAUCAUCGUCACCACCAGCGAGUCCGUUCUGCUGCAGCUCGUGGCUGAUAAAGAUCACCCAAAGUUUAAAGAGAUCCAGAACAUCAUUAAAGCCAGCGCUCCAGAGUCAGGCCUGCUCUCCAAGGUCUGAUCGGCCCAGUCUUUCCUCACCACACACACACACACACACACACACCACAGAAACUCACCGGGAAACCCACUGACAUGCCCACCAGCACAUGUGUUAGUACUGGAAGUGCUUACAGUCAUAUAGCAGAUGAUCCAUGUGUCAUUACUGAAUCAUGCUCUCCAGACCAGAAAUAAGGUCAAAUGUUUGUUACUGCAAACACACGCUCUGAAUGUAUCGUGUAUAGAGUCAGUACAGCUUGAGGAUGUCAUUAGAAGCUUUAGUUUGUAUGUUUUCUUUGAGAUAUUUGGGACCUCCAUGACUUUGUAAGGCAUUAGUUUAGAGUGCUCUGUUCUUGAGUUCUUCUGUGCUCUGUAUCUUAAACCUGUAUGGUAUGAACAUCAAGCUACCUCUCAUCUUCACGUGCUGGUUCCUGCUUACAGCUUGGCCAAGGGACUGAAAUCAACACCUUUACCAGAAGCUCCUUCAGUGCAAGCAGAAUAUUAUUUGUAAGAGCUAGUGUCACAGAGCAUCAGAUUUACAGACCGUUCUACAUAUUUCCCUGAGAGUGACAUGUUUGUGUUAACCGUGGACAUGUUAACGCACUGUUUGGUUUAAUGUAUUGUUCAGACUGCAGAGAGGUUUCCUCAAUUGUCAUUUAAAGUUUGAUUUAUUGAUGUUUCUUUUGUGUGUAAGUGUGUAUUCAUGUUGAAAUCAGCCUCCAUGUUGUUGUGUAGAUGUGUAAAGGGAGAAUAAACUGUAUUCGGUGCAUACUGAUGAACAGUCACCACUGAUUGUACUAAGCACAGAUACAAUUUCUUUCUUUCUUUUUGUGUGUCAGUAAUUGUGUGCACUGCUGAGCACAAACCUGUUUUUGGAUCUGCUCUAUAUUGAUCUGAUACAAAUAAAUGUCUAUUAAAGUCCAAAAACAAUA
Messenger RNA from Carassius auratus (goldfish), 3135 nucleotides. RefSeq names its product isochorismatase domain containing 1 (gene isoc1). Lineage: Eukaryota; Metazoa; Chordata; Actinopteri; Cypriniformes; Cyprinidae. The record is from RefSeq and is a predicted model, not a curated record. The coding region runs from base 1374 to 2225 and encodes 283 amino acids. The transcript has 5 exons.